AUUUCAGUUUCACCUGACAUCUUCCCUGGCCACUCCACGCCCUUUGUGUGUGUUUACUUCUUGCAUGUGUUUUCCUGUGCACUGUUUGGGAAGGGGAUAUUUUGUUUGUUCUUAAACACUGGAUAUGCUGGGUCAAUGAACUUAAUCCAGGAAAGUUACUCCAGGAAUCAGAGCUGAGAGGACAAGCUGAGAAGACAUCAUUACGAUGGCAAACAGGAAUGCAACGCUUUCCCGAAAGUCUCUCAUCUAGGGAAGCAUGCACAUGCUGUACUGCAAGAAAGCAACUUUUGGGCCUCUUUAAACCACUGACUGUAAUCUUGUCCAGGUUUCUCAGUGCCUGCUGAAAAAGACUUCUCCUAUACCUUUAAAGCGGACUAUAAGACUGUCUUCCUCAGCAGGAUUUAAGAUUUCCUGGAUACUUUACCAGCCCCUACACACAUAACAAGAUGAUUGACCUAAGCUUCCUAACAGAGGAGGAACAAGAGGCAAUAAUGAAGGUGCUGCAACGGGAUGCAGAGCUUAAAAGAGCUGAAGAAGAGAGAGUCAGACAUUUGCCAGAAAAAGUCAAAGAUGAUAUUCAACUAAAGAAUAUGAGCGGGCAGUGGUUUUAUGAAGCAAAGUCAAAGAGGCACAGAGAUAAGAUACAUGGAGCAGAUAUUAUUAGAGCUUCCAUGCGACGGAAGCCUGCCACUCUUGCUGAAGUGAGUCAGAACAAAUCAAACAAAGCAAAGAACAGCUGGGUGAGCAAUGUUAAUAAAGAAGUCUUUGUGCCACCAGAACUACAUGGCAUUGUGGAACAUCAGGAAGAAGAAGAACCACUGAAAUCUAGUUUGAGUCCUAAACCAAUAACCUCAAUGUUAGACAAACCAGAGGAAAGACCUAUGAAGGCAGCAGUCUCACCAGUAAAGCAAAGGAGAAAUCCAUUUAAUUCCACUGCAUCAGGUGAUAACUUGAACAGCAGGGAAUCAGAAAACAGACCAGCCACUCUACCUCAGCUAUCAAAGAAGGAAAUUUUGUCACUCUCAGAAGAGAGCCAACCUAAACCAAACUUACAAAAUGAUGAAACAGAGACACAUAAAAAGCCUUCUGUGGAACCUACUGAUGAAUCACCGAGCCAACCUAAACCAAACUUACAAAAUGAUGAAACAGGGAAACAUAAAAAGCCUUCUGUAGAACCUGUUGAUGAAUCACAGAAAGGACUAGUUAAGCGUCCUGUCCCAAAAGCUAGAAAAUUUAUUCACAAAGCAACAGAUCCUGUGUCACAAAAGGAAGACUUUGUUCCAAAACCACCCAAACAGACUGAGAGGAUUAAUGGCACUGGUACGCUGCCCAGGGGCAUUCUGAAGCGCAGUUCAAGUUCAAGUUCCACUGAGUCAGAAGUUCGUGUUAGUCAGAUGUUAGAUGUUCAGAAAAAGAAUGUUAUUCCUACUGCAACUAUUUUUGAAGGAGAAGCUGAGAAGAACUCUCUUAUGGAAGAAGUGGAAGACUCCACACAAAUUUCACUGGAAAAACUAAAACAAGUGAGGUUCUCAUCCAGCACAGGUAAAGAACCUCUGCAAAGCCCACAGCUACACCAUGGUAGAGAAAAAGGGGAGUUUGGUUUGUUAGAAUCUGAUGAAAUAAAGAGUAGUGGAAAUGAUGCUGUUACGUCAGAUUCAUUUGGGAAUAAGCAAAUUUCUGCUGCAAAGCCUUUGAGAACCUUUUCAUCAGCUUUACAAAUAAAAACAAUAGAUGGCUUACAAGAUGAUACAUCAGCAUCCAGUCCUUGUGACACUAAUAGGUCAGUCUUCCUGGUUAAUGAAGCCUUGGAAUCAAAGACAGUUACUCCUAAGAAACUUGAAACUCCACAGAAGACCUCCAGCAAUAUCCUGCCAAAUAGCAAUAACGAACAGUGUGUUGAUGAGACACGUGAAAAUAAAGCCAACAAGUUCUUGAGCCAUGAAUCUAAGUCACACAAAAACUUUACUGAUGAACAUCAGCUUUCUGCUAAGACAGAAGCACACGAGGUGUCAAAUACUAACUCUGCAAAUCUUCAACAAGGUUCAGAAGAAGAAUUAAACCCUGUUUUGAUGGCUUUGAAAAGGAGUGCAGAUAGGAAAAUGCCUUCCAAAAGUCUAGAGGACAUUCCAUCAGCCACCUCAAAUAAAGGAAAAAUAAAUAAUCCAAAGGAAGAAUUAGCUCUUAGUGCUGAAGAUGGUCCGAAACCUGAUCAGCAUCAAGAGAGGAAUGAAAAUGCAGCAGGAAUUUCCACAGUGCCUUCACAGCCUGAUAAGCUGUUUUCCAAUCCUGAAAAACUCAAAGGACUGAGCAAGUCAGUACCAUCAUUCCUACAGGAAGAGAGUGAUGAGAGAGAGACAGAUACAGCAUCAGAAAGCAGUUAUUGCCUUGGCAGAAUCAAGAAGAGUCCCAGCUCUCUAACCAAUCUUAGCGGCUCUUCUGGCAUGGCCUCCUUAUCCUCUGUGAGCGGAAGUCUAAUGAGCAUCUAUAGUGCAGACUUUGGCAAUGUUGAUGUGAAGGGGAACAUUCAGUUUGCUAUUGAUUAUGUGGAACAGCUGAAUGAGCUCCACAUUUUUAUUUGCCAAUGUAAAGACUUGGCAGUGGCAGAUGUUAAGCGACAGCGUUCAGACCCGUAUGUAAAGACCUACCUGCUUCCAGAGAAAUACAAGCUGGGCAAACGGAAGACCUCUGUCAAAAAGAAAACUUUUAAUCCAGUCUAUAAUGAAAUACUGCGGUAUAAAAUUGAGAAGGGUCUUCUAAAGAACCAAAGCCUUAAUAUUUCUGUCUGGCACAAUGAUACCUUUGGGAGGAAUAGCUUCCUUGGUGAGGUGGAGCUGGAUUUAGGAACUUGGGACUGGAAUGAUAAAUCCAACAAGCAGAUCAACUGGUUUCCUCUCAAGCCACGGACUUCAACAGUGGCUCUUAACCCAGAAAACAGAGGGGAGAUGAAACUCGCCCUCCAGUAUGUCCCGCACCCUGUUGGAGGAAAGAAGAGUCUGCCUACUGGUGAGGUUCACAUCUGGGUGAAGGAAUGCCGUGACCUUCCUCUUCUGCGAGGCAACAGGCUCAACUCUUUUAUUAAGUGUACCAUCCUUCCGGAUACGAGCAGAAAAAGUCGCCAGAAAACAAGAACAGUAGCAAAAACUACAAACCCGGUAUUCAACCACACCAUGGUCUACGAUGGCUUUAGACCAGAAGAUUUGAAAGAAGCCUGCAUAGAACUCACAGUCUGGGAUCACAACAAACUAGCCAACCACUUUCUGGGAGGUCUCAGGAUAGGCCUCGGAACAGGCAAAAGUUAUGGAACUACAGUAGACUGGAUGGAUUCUACUUCAGAUGAAACUGCCCUUUGGGAGAAGAUGAUGAACUCGCCCAACACGUGGAUAGAAGAUACACUACCUCUCAGGAUGCUGAUGGUUGCAAAACUGGCAAAAUAAGGUGGCAUUUUAAUUGCUAAGUGUCAGAAAGAGACCUCGGGAAUGAAAUUAAAGGUGUGGGGGUGAAACUUGGAAGAGGAACACAGUAGCUCUUCUGACAGUCUCUGCUCCGUUGCUCUUCUGGUUUUGUGCUGUCAAAUGUCACUUUGUAUUUCAAAUUAAACUUCUGCCUGCAGAUUAUUAUGUACAUUUAAGGGAUUCUUUUAUUUCUUAUUCACUGAAAAGGACUUGAAGAAAGAAGGCAUGUACAGAACUGAGCGGUAGAGGUAGCUGUGAUACCUGGAUGCUCGUGGUGCCUAACCGAAGCAUUGCUAAUCCCUUAAAUAAUCUGAACUACCAACAAAAAAAUAAGGGCAAGUCAACUCUUGCGGUACCCUUCCAGGAUUGCUCAUAAAGUGUUAUUAAUAAGAUAGCAACAGGUUGCAUUUUGUUUAUGCUCAUUAGUACGUAUUUGCACCCUCAUUAUGCCAUGCCAGAUCUCUCCAGAGAGGAAUACGAGGAUGAAGAAUUUUUUUUUUUGGAUUGUUUUGCAAGUUCCUUUAUUUGUAGUUGUACAUUUCUAGGAUAUGGAAGUCGCUUCUAGAAUGAAGGAAGCAUUACGUGGAGCGGUACUGCCCAUGUCCUGUGCUGCAGGGUGCAGAGCACUGUUGAUUAAAACAUACUAUCAAAAAUCAGGGUUAUAAAAAGCUUGCUUAUAUACGUGUUAGUUGUCUUGCUAGUGUACAAGCCUGACUCUCAGGUGCUGAAGGCACAGAGGUCAAACGGCUUUUAUUCAGUGCUAGCCUAAAGGAUCUAAACCUGCCAAUUUUAGUGACGACAGAUAUGUUGGGUAUUUAUUCUGUAAAGCGUGCUCGUCUGUACCGGUAUCUAGCAGCUUGGCUUUUUGCAAAAAGUAAUUUAUCUGUGCUUCAGCGCCCCCGUCAGGAGAAUGCUGGGACUAGGGUGGUCUUGGUUUAGGUGGCUUUGCAGCGCAGGAAA
This is a messenger RNA of Egretta garzetta (little egret), 4412 nucleotides long. It is a transcript of the gene SYTL2, whose product is annotated as synaptotagmin like 2. Gene Ontology annotation, cellular component: exocytic vesicle; plasma membrane. Gene Ontology annotation, biological process: intracellular protein transport; exocytosis. Lineage: Eukaryota; Metazoa; Chordata; Aves; Pelecaniformes; Ardeidae. Bases 447 to 3434 code for a protein of 995 amino acids. The transcript has 20 exons. The record is from RefSeq and is a predicted model, not a curated record. Gene Ontology annotation, molecular function: small GTPase binding; neurexin family protein binding.